GCUUUGGCUCUUCCUUUAAGCGAAUCUGCGGUUUGACCGACCGGUCGUCUUCAAUGCGAUCAUGUUUCUCCUUUUGCUUCCCUUUGUAACGUGCUAAUUGCUGGUGCCUGCGCUGCAUUACAUUGCCCUUUGUCUCGUUUGGCACGCGCGUGCUUCUGGGUGUCGGUUGUUUUCCCUUUCUUGGGCUGAAUUUGAUGCGAGAUUUGACAGGGAUUCAGUGGGUUGUGUGAGCCGUGUCGCGUGCUUUUGCGUAGAUGAGCAUAUGGGCUUGCUUGGAGAGUGACCCUCGAUUGGGUGAGGGUUUUGACAAUAGGAAAAGAUGAUGGUGCAGAUUCUCUGUGCUGUGUGAAGGUUUUUCAAGUUUGUCGUCUGUUGAUGAACAUCCCCAUGUUUUCGUUCGGUCUGUUGCAUUUUCGCUUUCAGAGUCUGGUAUCGGAUAACUAUGGUUCUUUCUCUUAGUGUGGGCUAUCUUGGUUACUUGUUUUUAUGUGCACGAUGAGUAUUAGCAGUGACAGGGCUCGGAUUAUAAUUUCUGCUGAACGAAUGAGAGGCAAUGUAGGUCUAAUUAUGUUGAUCCUGUGCACGAAUGCUUAUAGUUUAUGCCUUUUGGACUUUUGCAAUUGGGAAGGAGUCUUCCCGAUCCAUGAAUUCGUUGGAAAUUUUCUUGAGGGCAAAAUUAAAGAUAUAGGCUGUUUGAAUUUCUUUUCUUUAAGGAGGUUUCGUGCAUUCGAUUGCAGACACUCUCCCCAAUAUAAGUCUAUACGUGAUGACCAUUCUUGCUUUGUGUACGCCAGAAAAGGCAUCUGCUCUUGUUUACUUAGUUUUAUUUGGACAUGGAAAUGCAGGCUAUUUAGAAGUAUUUUUUUACUUUUAGGUGAAACUGAUAGUUAAAUCUUCGCUUCACAGUGCCUUCUAUAAAACUAUGAUGGGUUCACUUGAUGACAGAUCGGAUGAUGAAUACUCUGUCAUUGGUGAUAAGGGAGAAAUUUCAUUCAUUGAUUAUCAGAGAGACCAGUCUGUUUGUAAUUAUGAUCUCAAUGAAGAUGAUCCAGUCGUGGUUUCUGUUCCAUUCGCUUUUGUUGAUGGAAAGCCGCGGUCAGUAUUUGUUGGGGAAACCGCUGCAGAUUCAAUCUCCAUAACAAACAACACCGAUGACCAAAUAGACAUCUGGUCCAUAAAAAUAUAUGCCUCAACUCCUGAGAAUUCAUUUACGCUUUCUUUGAUGGAACCGGUGUCAGAAAAUUCAGGUGUAAAUGCCAUUCAAGGUUUCCUCGAGUCGUUUUCCUUGGAGGACAGAGUGCUGCAGCCAGGAGAGACUCUAACUGUCUGGUUGUCUUGCAAACCAAAGGAAAUUGGGUUGUACACAUCGGUGGUCCAUAUUGAUGUGGGGGAUAAGAUAGAAAGAGUCGUUUUUCUCUUGGUAGAUAACAAGAUUUCCAGGUCCUUGGUUUCGAAAAAACCAUACGUAAGAGGCACCAGAAAGAAACAUUUUGAUGUGGAUACAUAUGUUGUUGGUUCGCGUCCAGCAAGAAUUACAACCCGCUUUAAGAAAAGGCUCCCUCAGUAUCCAAUUCCAAAGGAAGUGAGAGAAUUGAUAGAGAACAAGCAGAUUCCUGCUGCAAUAAGAGGAGGUCUAACCAGAGCAAAUUAUGCUCCUUUCUUCAAAACAUUGGUAAACAUGGAAGAACUGAAACUGGAGGAUGAUAUGAGAUCUUUUGAUAUGGAAAAUGUUACUAUGAGAAGAAAAGGGACUCAGUACCUGACCCUCGAAGUGCCUGGACUUGCUGAGAGACGACCUUCACUGGUCCAUGGAGAUUUCAUUUUUGUAAAGUUGGCUUCUGAUGAAGCUGCUAACAGCGCUCCUUACCAGGGCUAUGUACACCGUGUUGAAGCUGAUGAAAUUUACUUAAAGUUUGCCAAGGAUGUCCAUGUGCGCCAUAGGGAUGAGAGUUUAUACAAUGUUCAGUUCAGUUAUAACCGAGCCAACAUGAGAAGAUUAUACCAGGCAGUUGAUGCUGCCAAAGAUUUAGAUGAAGCGAUGCUUUUUCCCUCUAAUUUGCGACGGAAGAGGCGGAUUUCAACAACGCCACUGGUUCCUUUUAGUCGUAUUCUGAAUGAGGAGCAAAUAUGUUCGGUUGAGAUGAUCCUCGGCUGCAAAGGAGGGCCACCAUAUGUAGUUUAUGGUCCUCCAGGUACGGGUAAGACCAUGACUAUAGUGGAAGGAAUAAUGCAGCUUUAUGAAAAUCGUGCGGAUACCCGAAUCCUUAUCUGCACUCCAUCAAAUAGUGCUGCUGACCACAUUCUAGAGAAGCUUCUUGGGGAGGAGGUUGUGAAAAUUAAGGAAAAUGAGAUAUUCAGACUUAAUGCGACUAAUCGAGCUUAUGAGGAUGUCAAACCCGAUCAUAUUCGGUUUUGCUUUUUCGAUGAGCUUGUUUUCAAAUGUCCUCCAAUCAGAGCUCUCAUGCGCUACCGGAUUAUCAUCUCGACUUAUAUGAGUGCUUAUCUUCUUUCUGCUGAGGGUGUGGAGCGAGGCCACUUCUCUCAUAUCUUUUUGGAUGAGGCUGGCCAAGCUUCAGAACCAGAAAGCAUGAUCCCUCUCUCUAACCUCUGCCAACGUGAUACUGUUGUUGUUCUUGCGGGUGACCCGAUGCAAUUAGGUCCUGUGGUGUACUCAAAAACAGCUGAAGAUUAUGGAUUGGGAAAAUCAUACCUGGAGAGGUUGUUUGAUUGUGAAUUUUACUUCGAUGGUGACGAGAAUUUUGUGAAAAAGCUUAUCCGAAAUUACCGAAGUCACCCAGAAAUUCUGCACUUGCCUUCAGAGCUAUUUUAUAAUGGAGAAUUGAUAGCAUGUAAGGAUGAUGCAAGGUGUCUUAGCACAGAGGUGAACCUCAUUCCUAACUGCAAAUUUCCUGUUCUCUUUAUUGGUAUUCAAGGAUGCGAUGAGAGGGAAGGAAAUAAUCCUUCAUGGUUUAAUAGAAUUGAGGCAAGUAAGGUAAUACAAGUCAUCGAGAGGAUCAUAGCAUGUGAGGAAAUUAACGAGAAUGACAUUGGCGUAAUAACACCUUAUCGCCAGCAAGUACUUAAAUUAAAGACAUCUCUCGAAAGUCUAGAUUUGCCCAAUAUCAAGAUUGGAAGUGUCGAGCAAUUCCAAGGGCAGGAAAGCAAGGUUAUCAUAGUAUCCACAGUUCGAUCUACCAUAAAGCACAAUGAGUUUGACAGGGUCCACUGUUUAGGAUUCUUGAGCAAUCCGAGAAGAUUUAAUGUGGCUAUUACUCGGGCUAUAUCCUUGCUUAUCAUUGUUGGGAAUCCUCAUAUUAUAACCAAGGAUCCAUACUGGAACAAGCUCUUGUGGUAUUGUGUGGACAACAAUUCUUAUCAGGGUUGUGCUCUUCCUGAGAGGGUCGAGGAAUCUGUUGAGGAUUAUGCAGGUUAUGAGGAAGAAAUCCCCCAGCAAGGGGAAGAAAACGAUUACUAUGAAGAACCCCGUCAAACAGAGGCUCCUCUGCCAGUUACAAAUGAAGAUGAAUGGUCAGAUGGCUGGAAGUAAGUUGUUGGAAUGUCUGCAAAUAUAGACAGAAGGCAGGUGAAUGAACCUCUUGACUUUAUAGGGCAUCGAUGCGAUAUAACUAUGCGAGUGGAUAACAAAUUAGGUGAUGGGCUGUUGGAUGUGGCCUUCCAGUCAUAAGGAGGAACCCGGGCUAGGCGUGAUUAUCGUAUUGCUCUAGCUUUUGUUGUCGGCCUUCGUGGCUUUCGACUUGGAAUGUGUCAAUAUUCCCCCUGUUUGUCCUUUUCUAGGGAUAGAAGUUAGCUGGUUUGCAUUGCCGACCUCGUUUCGAAUGAACAAUGAAGCAGAUGUCUUCAGAAAGUUUGAUUAUCGAUGUGAGAAUGCGGUUGUUGUCUAUACGGAGAAACGCUAGAUUGGAAUUUUCUUUCCAUUAUGUCAUGGACCUUAUUCUUUAUUCUCGAUGUUGUCAUUCAAACAGAGGUUACCAUGUUUGAAAUGAACAUCUCGACUUUCUAA
Messenger RNA from Syzygium oleosum, 4021 nucleotides. Its product is annotated as probable RNA helicase SDE3. Lineage: Eukaryota; Viridiplantae; Streptophyta; Magnoliopsida; Myrtales; Myrtaceae. The record is from RefSeq and is a predicted model, not a curated record. The transcript is spliced from 6 exons. Gene Ontology annotation, molecular function: RNA binding; 5'-3' RNA helicase activity. Bases 923 to 3547 code for a protein of 874 amino acids.